GAACCCACUUCCUCUCCGCGGCCCGGUGGCCCGGAUGUUUCCGUUGUUGGGGGCAGCCGAAGACGCGUCCGCUUUGAACGGGGAGCCGUUGCGGCACUGCUGCCGCCAUGUCGUCUCCGGGAGGCCCCCUGGAGAAGCCGCAGAUCAUCGCGCACGCGCAGCAGAGCUUGAACUACACCGCCUUCGAGUGCAAGUGGGUGCCGAGCAGCGCCCGCCUCGUCUGCCUGGGCAGCUUCCCGCGGGGCACCGGCGUCGUCCAGCUCUACGAGCUGCAAGGCGGCCGCCUCCACCUGCUCCGCGAAAUUGAAAAAUCAAAGCCUAUUAAAUGUGGAACCUUUGGUGCUUCUUCUCUGCAACAAAGAUACCUAGCUACAGGAGAUUUUGGUGGAAAUUUAAACAUAUGGAAUUUGGAAGUUCCAGAAAUCCCAGUGUACUCUGUGAAGGGACAUAAAGAAAUAAUCAAUAGUAUUGAUGGCGUUGGUGGCUUAGGAAUCGGAGAAGGAGCACCAGAAAUUGUGACAGGAAGUCGUGAUGGGACUGUGAAGGUGUGGGACCCGAGACAAAAAGACACUCCUGUUGCCAAUAUGGAACCAGCCCAAGGAGAGAGCAAGAGAGACUGCUGGACAGUUGCACUUGGUAAUGCUUAUAAUCAAGAGGAACGUGUUGUAUGUGCCGGCUAUGACAAUGGGGACGUCAAGUUGUUUGACCUUAGGAACAUGACAUUGCGGUGGGAGACCAACAUCAAGAAUGGGGUUUGCAGUGUUGAAUUUGACAGGAAAGAUAUAAACAUGAACAAACUGGUAGCAACAUCACUUGAAGGAAAGUUUCAUGUUUUUGACAUGAGGACUCAGCAUCCAACUAAAGGUUUUGCUUCAGUUUCAGAGAAGGCCCACAAAUCAACCAUGUGGCAAGUUCGGCAUCUUCCACAGAACAGAGAUAUAUUUGUGACUAGUGGAGGAGCUGGAAACCUUCACCUUUGGAAAUAUGAGUAUCCUGCACAGCGGUCUAAGCAAGAUUCAGAGGGAAAUGAGAUGGGAGUAGCAGGUUCGGUUAGCCUUUUACAGAAUGUGACGUUGUCAACACAACCUAUUUCAAGCCUUGACUGGAGCCCUGACAAAAUGGGUCUCUGUGUCUGUAGUGCCUUUGAUCAGACUCUGAGAGUACUCAUCGUCACUAAACUGAACAGGAUUUGACAAAGGACUUCUAAAGAGAAAAAAAUGUAUGUGUUCCAGAGCAAGAACCUUUUAGAAAUGUAAUGGAAUCUCUUCAUGACCUCAUGCUACAGAACAAAAUGUGAAACAUUUUGUCUGGGGUACUUUUUACCACUUUGAAGUGUAGCAUACAUUUCUACACCCUGUGCCUUCAGUUUUAGCACAUUAAGACCUGUUUGUGUGGGACACACUUAAGUUCAAAGUAUCUUAUGGUUGUGGUCUUUUUUUUUUGUACAGCAGUAACAAUUUGUUGACAUUUGUUUAAAUCAUUUUUAAUUACUUUGUGUGUCUGUUGCCCACAAGACUAAACCAUAUCUUAGAAACCAACUUCCAGAACCAGCAAGUGUUUGUCCUUUAAAGUACUGCAUUUGUUAGUAUGUUCACCAAAAUGGCUUGGAUUGCACUUAUUUUCUGCAUUUAAAAUUUGAAUAGCUGUGUUUUAAUGUAAUAAAGGUUUAUGUUUAUA
Molecule: messenger RNA, 1677 nt
Organism: Zootoca vivipara (common lizard)
Lineage: Eukaryota; Metazoa; Chordata; Lepidosauria; Squamata; Lacertidae
Gene: DNAAF10
Product: dynein axonemal assembly factor 10
Molecular function (GO): protein binding
Source: RefSeq, a predicted model, not a curated record